UGUGAUAGCUCAAAAUGGCGGCUCGAAUUGGAGGCAAUAUACAAUUAUGGAAUGAUGCAAAGAAGAAUUAAAGCUAGAUCUACUACUAUAACGUACACAUGGUAUUGUUACAACGAUUAAAAGAAUAUAUUCAACGCACAACCUAAAAAUCCAAGAUGGUUGUUGACUUUCUUGCAGAAAAUAACCUGUGUGGACAGACUAUUCUUCGUCUUGUCGCUCGAGGAAAUGCCAUCAUAGCAGAAUUGUUACGUCUUUCAGAUUUUAUCCCGCCAGUUUUCAAAAUGGAAAAUAAGCAAGAUGUUGCUAAAUAUGGAGAUCUUUUGUCAGACUUCAGCUACUUUAGAAAUGCAGAAUAUUUUGAUAAUAAGAUUGAUUCUAAAGAGGAGCUGCAGGACUUAGAUGCCGAGUUCCAGGAAAAUAACAUAGAGAUUCUCACAAGAUUCUACCUUGCCUUUGAAAGUGUACAUAAAUAUGUGGUGGAUCUUAAUAGAUUUCUAGAAGAUUUAGAUGAGGGUGUCUAUAUACAACAGACCCUAGAGAGUGUACUUCUCAAUGAAGAUGGCAAACAAGUGAUGAGUGAGGUGCUAUAUCUGUAUGGGGUGAUGUUGCUUAUCAUAGAUUUGAGAAUGGAGGGUCCAGUGAGAGAGAGGAUGAUGGUCUCCUAUCACAGAUACAGCUCCCAGUCUAGCACCAGUAGCUCUAAUGUUGAUGAUGUUUGCAAACUGCUACGUAGCACAGGAUUCUCAACCCAAGCUACAAGCAAAAGACCAACGCAGUAUCCUGAAUCUUACUUUGGGAGAGUACCUAUCAAUAAAACAUUCAUCAAUAUGCUGAUUGGUCGAUUACGAUCAGAUGACGUCUACAACCAAAUCUCAGCAUAUCCAUUCCCUGAGCAUCGUAGCACGGCACUCGCCACGCAGGCCAGCAUGUUGUACGUUAUAUUGUUCUUCGCUCCCGGUAUUCUCAAUGGAGAGCAGGCAAUCAUGAGGGAAAUAGUAGACAAGCAUUUCCCUGAUAAUUACGUAAUCAGUGUGUACAUGGGGAUGACUGUUAACCUCCUUGACUCCUGGGCACCUUACAAAGCAGCCAUAACAGCAUUAAACAAUACUCUCAGCACAGCCAAUAUUAAAGAACAGGCAGUAAAAUAUGGUGUGAAGGUUCAGAAGAUUAUUCCCAUUGUGAUACAAUAUCUGAAGGAGGGUGUUCUCCAAGAAGAGUUUAUAUUGGAUAACAUUCCUAAACUGAUGAACAUCCUGAGAGAAUGUAAUGUGACUCUGCGCUGGAUGAUGCUGCACAAUGCACCUCUCUCUCCAAGUGCUGAGGCCAAUAAAAGAUGCAGGCAGUUUCGCGAUCAAAUCGCUUCAGAGAGUAGAUAUAAUCCAGAAGUGUUAUUUGCCCUUCUCCUGAACACAUCACAGUUUGAGUUCAAACUUAAAGAGAUGUUUAAACACAUGCUUGCUCAGAAGCAAACCAAAUGGGAGGAGCACAAGAAGGAGGGUGGUGAGAGAGUACAAGAGCUUGGAGAUGUAUUCUCAGGAACAAAACCUCUAACUAGGGUAGAGAAAAAUGAAAAUCUCCAAGCAUGGUUCACUGAGAUGGCCAAGCAGAUCAACUCACUAGACUAUGAUGAUUCCACUGCUGCAGGGAGAAAGAUUGUACAACUUAUUCAAGCACUGGAGGAGGUGCAAGAGUUCCAUCAAUUGGAGAGCAACCUCCAAGUGAAGCAGUUUCUAGCAGACACCAGGCAGUACCUGCAUCAAAUGAUCAGAACCAUCAACAUAAAGGAGGAGGUAUUGGUCACACUGGAGAUUGUAGCUGACCUCUCAUAUGCUUGGGAAAUUAUAGAUGGGUUUACUGGCCAUAUGCAACAAGGCAUCAAAAAGGAUCCAGCUAUGGUAACAAAGUUAAGAGCAACAUUUCUUAAGAUGGCAUCUGCAUUGGACAUGCCUUUGUUACGAAUCAGCCAAGCCCAGAGUCCUGAUCUCAUGAGUGUGUCGCAAUACUACUCUGGGGAACUUGUAUCCUAUGUUAGGAAAGUCCUUCAGAUUAUACCCGAGACAAUGUUUGGUCUUUUGGGUAGGAUAAUCCAGUUGAUGACUGGGAGCAUAAAAGAGGUGCCAACUAGAUUAGAGAAAGACAAGAUGAGAGAAUAUGCUCAGUUAGAUGAACGCUAUGAGGUUGCCAAACUGACCCAUGCUAUAUCAGUGUUCACUGAAGGUAUACUGAUGAUGAAGACAACCCUAGUUGGCAUAAUAAAGAUUGACCCUAAGCAGCUUCUAGAGGAUGGGAUUAGGAAGGAAUUAGUGAAACAAGUUGCAACUGCCCUUCACCAGGGACUUAUCUUCAAUCCAAAGGCUAAGACAAGUGAACUAAGCCCAAGGUUGGAUGCUAUGGGGGCCACCAUGGAUGGCUUCAGGAGGUCAUUUGAGUACAUUCAGGAUUAUGUUAACAUAUAUGGCCUAAAGAUAUGGCAGGAGGAAGUUUCUAGAAUCAUUAACUACAAUGUAGAGCAGGAAUGUAACAGCUUCCUUAGAACAAAGGUGGCAGAUUGGCAGAGUAUAUACCAGUCAACUGCCAUACCCAUUCCAAGGUAUGCACCCACUAAUGCAGAGUCUGUUAACUGGAUAGGACGUCUUGCCAGAGAAAUACUUAGGAUAACAGAUCCAAAAAAUACAUCCUACAUAGACCAAAUGAGGGGCUGGUAUGAUAUUAGAACAAAACAAGAAGUCUGCAAUAUUACUUUAUUUAAAAAAUUACAGAGGGGUGUUGGUAUAUGGGGCCUGACGGGUCUUGACAGACUCUUGUGUUUCAUGAUAGUUCAAGAGCUACAGAACGUUCUACAAAUACUAGAAAGAGGUGUUCUCAGAGACAAGGCGUGGCUACAGAUGUUUGGACAGUUUGUGAACUCUGUUAACCCAGUCAAAAGUAUAGUUAGUCAUCCUCAGAAGAUUUAUACUCAAGCAACAGCCAAAGCUAUCAAAAUGUGGCCCCAGUUCCUGGAUGUCAACUUAAGAGUUGGGCAAAUGCAGCUUUUAAGGCGACAGAUUGCAAGUGAACUGAACACAUCUGCAAAGUUUGACUCAAAAUUCCUCUCCAGUACAUUAUCAACUUUCAAUGAGGCUCUACUAUCAGACAUAGAGAAGCAUUACCAAGACCCAGAUCUCCCAUAUCCCAAGGAGGAGAACCCCCUCAUGUUUGAACUUACCUCGUACCUAGAGUGUGUUGGUGUACACAAUCCACUAUCAAAGAUUUACAUUACAACCAAGAGGCUUCAGUACUUCUCAUUGUUCAACUUUUUAUUCGUCAUUUCACAGAUCCCAAAACUUGUCUACGUGAAAUCAGUGGGUGGUAUGGUGUGUAAGCGUCCCCAAGAACCUAUAGAUGGCGCCCCAUUUGUGGUGGGCACAAUAACAUUUUUGAAACAGUUUCAUUCAGAGAACACUGACCAGUUCCUAGCACUCUUGGGCCAGUAUGUGCGCUCACACAUGGAUGUUGCCACCAGUAGCAAGAGUCCUGAGUUGCCAACAGAAGUGAUCAAUGUCCUGGUGUUCCUGGAGGACUUUGUCUACUACAGUGGUUUGCCCAGAAAGGUGGUAGAGGCGCAUAUACCAACUUAUAUAUUUGAUGAGUUCAGGAGCCAAGUCACCGUUACGUGAUCCAUGUCAGGAACUAGAUGGGGGAAAGUGUAUCCUGUAUAUGUAUCAUGGUUAAGUUUUUACAUUUUCCAGUGGAAUAUUCUACAGGAAUUCUUUAUAUCUUCAUAUUUCAAAUAAUACUUCCUCCCAGAUAUGUAUGGAAUAAACAUUGACAAUUCAAUUGACAGGAGUAACAGUAGUUUUGUUAUGUGGAAGUCAGAGAAUUUCAAUUCUCAACACUUAUCUUAGUUCCUGUGACUUUGUGCAAUACAUAACAGUGUAGGUUGUGUAUAAUGUAAUAAAUGAAGUUUGUAUUACUGCCGCAUUAUUUUUCUUCAAUAUUGUACAUUCAAAAUUUGAGAAAUAUGUACUAUUAUAUUCAUGAUACUGUAUGGUUGCUAUAUACCUAAUGAAUUUCCGUAUUUGUACAUAAAUAUAUAAUGUAAAUAAAUAAAACAUAUAAAUUGGAAUAACCCAAUGUCCUAUUUGAAAUACAAAAUACAAUGUAUGUGUAAAAUAGUUUUUCUUUUUGAUAUGUUAAACUUUACUCUUCCAUUUGGUAGAUAUACCCCCAGACCUUGUUACAUACUUUUACUUUCAACCUUUCAUCUAAGUAAUCAUCAGUCAGAAUAUGUGUAUAAGGAAUUUCCUACUUGAGCAUGUCCUACUUCAUCAUUGAAAAACAUUUGGUAGGAAUUCUCCUACUUAAAAAUGACAUUGUUGAAAAUAUUAAUAGAAAUUAUUUUACUUGAAUAUAUGGCAUUGUUGAAACUAUGGGUAAAAAAUUGUCCCUGGCUUGAAAGUGGCAUAGCUGAAAAUAUGGGUAAAAAUUGCCCCACUUGAGUAUGGCAUUGUUGA
Molecule: messenger RNA, 4493 nt
Organism: Owenia fusiformis
Lineage: Eukaryota; Metazoa; Annelida; Polychaeta; Sabellida; Oweniidae
Source: the annotation of a GenBank genome assembly